This is a messenger RNA of Tarenaya hassleriana, 2270 nucleotides long. RefSeq names its product transcription factor bHLH145. The coding region runs from base 799 to 1905 and encodes 368 amino acids. Gene Ontology annotation, molecular function: protein dimerization activity. Lineage: Eukaryota; Viridiplantae; Streptophyta; Magnoliopsida; Brassicales; Cleomaceae. The record is from RefSeq and is a predicted model, not a curated record. The transcript has 4 exons.
CUCUCUCCAUCGUCCAGUAGAGUUCACUUGCCUUCGCUUCUUCCUCUGCAUCACCUUCAUCUGUGGAAUUUUUAGGGUUCCCUCUCUGAUUUUCUCUGAGUUUGCUUAGAUUUUCGUCGUUCUUCGAUUCAUUUGAAAACAGAAAGAAAUAAAUUUGGUUGGAUUUGGAUCGGUCUACGGGAAGAUUAUAGGGGAAAAAGCAACAGCAUGCGGUGGUGGCUCGGUCUCUCCGUCUACGUCUUCCAAAGAGUCGUCUCCUUGAAUGUCUACUGCCGUGUGAUUCUGUAAAUCUGGGAUCUCGCCUUUGCCAUUAGAACCCUAGAAAUUUAGGGAAAAAAAGCCAUUUCAUAUUACCAUAUGGGAUCGUUCUUCUUCGUCAUCGUUCCUUGCUUCGUUCGCCAAAUCAUCUGAGAUCACAAUCCGUGGGCCUGUUUCUUCUUCGCUUGCUGUUGACCCAUUCAAAAAAUAAAUUAGCGUAGGGAGUAGUAGUUAUGGUUUGCCAAUCAGCGGGACAGACGAGAUUUCGGGCACUCAAGUACGAGAAUGGAAUCGAGGGAAAUUCCCCCAUUAUAGUUAGAGUGAUAGCAUGCUUUCAACCUCUUCGAGAUUGCCAGGCCGAAUACUUUCGUCAGUUGCUCAAGCCCGUCACGUAGAGUAGAUUCAACGUUAUCGUGCUCAAGUUAGGUCGGAGUUUCUUAGUUUUAUUGUUGUAUUGAUUUUUUUUGGAGGAUCUGGAAAUAAACAACUAUUCUUGCGACUAGACAGACAUCCUUUGAUUGUUGAACUUCGCUUUGUUGGAUGGGAAAAGAUCGUGGGUUGUGGUUUCCACCGCAUCAGAGUUUUGGACCAUUGUCUCCUGGAUUGAAUCCAUCAUCUACCCUGUCUCAUUCUGGGCAUCAGGACACGAAUCUCGGGACUGAGAACUUUGCGGCCAACAUGGUUACUGUUUGUGGGUCUUCUCCAGUUUAUGCCCAGUUGCCAUUAUCUCAUGUUGGUGAUGGAGACAAGUCUCACGGUUCGGUUUACGGGUUACCAAACUUGCAACCGUCGUCGCUCGCAACUCCUAAAAAACCCUGUCUGAAGCAGAUUUCAUCUGCUGUCUUGUUCAGAAAUCAAGUAGAGGCCGCAAUGCCUAAAGCUGGUUGUGAAUGUGCUCCCAAAAGAUUCCUUGUGUUUGACCAGUCGGGAGAUCAGACGACUUUGAUCUUCAGUUCUGAUAUCGGGAAACCCUUCGAAGGUUUAACCACUGCUACUGCUCAAGAUAUGAAGCGGAGUCUUCUCAGAACCAGUGAUGAUUUGGUUGUCCAUCAGGGUAUGGUAGCUAGAGAAGUAUUAGCUGAUAAUAGCAAGCCCGAUGUGCAAAGUGAAAUGCACGAGGAUACUGAAGAGCUAAAUGCAUUGCUUUUCUCGGAUGAUGAGAGUGAGUACUCUGAUGAAGAAGAUGAGGUCACGAGUUCAGGCCAUUCGCCGAGUACAAUAUCAGACCAUGUUAACGAAGAAGAGGCAGCUUCUAUCGGGAGCACUGAUGGGAUAUCUGCCUUUGUUAGACACUCCCAGGCUACAAAAAGAAAGCUGUUUGAGCGUUAUGACAACGGGACACGAACAAUGCCGCCUCGAGACACUUCAAACAGUCCGAAACGUAACAGAUUAUGCUUCGAGGAUGGGAAUGACGCUGAAUCGAGCUGUGGCAACACGGGGUAUGUUACCCGUUUCCUGCCACCAAACAAUGAGAAGAUCAGAAAAGAAAAGAUAAGCGAGACCUUGAGUCUAUUGCGCGGUAUAGUUCCCGGUGGAGACAAAGAGGACCCGAUUCUCGUCCUCGACAGAGCCAUCGAUUACCUGAAAUCCUUGAAAAUGGAAGCGGAAACUCUAGGUCUGGAGUCUAGCGGUUCCUUGAAGGUCUAAGGGGCUUUGAUCUAUCUUCGGGUAUGGAUGAAUGUGUAGUAGAACUUGUUGGUCGGGAUGAACGAUAAAACCCUCAGAAUCAUCGGAUGCGUAAGAAGAGUUCAUCGAUCGGUAUGUCUGAAAUCUUGUUGUCUGUUUCAAAGACAGGAUCAGAGCCAAGUUUGGAUUUGUAAGUGCUUUGAUUGCUUGUGGCUUGUAAUGUUUUCCAUUGAUGUGUUUUCUAGUAUUGUAACUUUGGUUCAGUAGUGCAGUUUUUGCAUGUAAGUUGUAGUGGGAAUAAGCAUGUAGGCAUUGUGGCUGCACAAUUAUUAUUCUCCCACCAUUGUAAUUUAUUUUCCACUAUAUUGUUGUUGUUUUUGUUUUUC